AUGCUCAAUGGGUCGAGCCCCCAGGCAGGCAAAAUCUGGAAGAAGGCCAACCUAACCUUUUCCUUUGAUGGCAAAAAAAUGACCGAGACUUUCCUCAUUUGCAAUACAGGGUCUCACGCCGCCAUCUUGGGAUUGAAGUGGCUAGACGCCCACAACCCAGAAAUUGAUUGGAACCAACGCACCCUCUCCUUUCCCCAUGCCCCACUGGAACACGUGGCCAUUGCCAAAGAGGAGGAAGCUGACGAGAACCCCCUGGAAGGAGUACCCCCCAAGUACCAUCAAUACGCCAAGGUAUUUGGAGAGGAAGAAUUCAAUAAGCUUCCCCCUCACAGGCACUACGAUAUCGGCAUUGAACUCACCAAAGAAGGCCCCCUCAACUCCCCUCUUUAUAGUAUGACAGACGCUGAGUCCGCCACACUCAAGGACUGGCUCAGGGAUGAGUUGAAAUCUGGAAAGAUCCAACCAAGCAAAUCUUCCAUUAAAAAACGUGUACCCGCUGCCCGUCCAGAUGAUCUCAUGGCCCAACUCCGUGGCGCCAAGAUCUUCACCAAGUUAGACCUAAGAUGGGGGUACAACAAUGUCCGAGUCAAGGAAGGCGAUGAAUGGAAAACCGCGUUCCGCACCAAGUAUGGCUUGUACGAAUCCUUGGUCAUGACAUUUGGUCUCACCAAUGCUCCCGCCGCCUUUCAACAUUUCAUGAACAAAUUGUUUAAGGACCUACUAGACGUAUGCGUCAUCAUUUACCUUGAUGACAUCCUGAUCUACUCAAAGGACAAUGCAUUGCACACACAGCACGUUCAUGAGGUCUUACGGCGUCUGAUGGAAAACCAACUGUUCUGCAAGGCGUCAAAAUGUACUUUCCACGUGACCUCAGUGGAAUACCUUGGGAUUAUUGUCUCCGAUAAGGGCUUUAGCCUGGAUAAGCUCAAAAUCCAGGCAGUACAAGAAUGGCCGGUACCAACCAAGGUUAAGGAAGUACAAUCCUUCCUUGGGUUUGCCAACUUCCUACGCCGCUUUGUUGCCAAUUUUAGCCAUAUGGCCAGACCGUUACACAACCUGGUCAAAAAGGACACACCGUGGAAAUGGGAAAUCAAGGAGCAAGAAGCAUUCCAAGGGCUGAAGGACGCCAUCACUAACGCACCAGUACUACAUCACGCAGACCCUUCCAAACCCUACUUCCUGGAAACCGAUGCCUCAGGAGCGGCACUAGGUGCCAUACUCAGCCAACGUCAGGAAGACGGCCGUCUCCAUCCGCUAGGCUUCCUAUCCAAGUCAUUCAAAGGUGCCGAGCAAAACUACGACACCCAUGACAAAGAGCUCCUAGCUAUCAUCCGCUCUUUUGAAUAUUGGCGCAUUUUCUUGGAAGGAACCGCUUAUCCUGUCACCGUAUUCACCGAUCACCGCAACCUGGAGUACUGGAAGGAGUCCCGAACAUUCAACCGUUGCCACGCUAGAUGGCACCUACUGUUAGCAGGAUAUAACUUCCAAAUUAUCUACCGCCCGGGGAAACAGUCCGGAAAACCUGAUGCCCUCUCACGACGUGCUGAUCAUGCCGACGUUCCACCCACCGCCCAAACCAUGCUUCCAGAGCCAAUAUUUGCCAACGUGGCCCUAGUGACCCCUGAAAAGGAGCUUCAACGCCAGAUUGAGGCUGCCCUGGACCAGGACAAAUCCCUGGAGGAAAUACUACAAUUCCUCCAAAAUGAGUCCAAGGCACCCUCCUCCAUCAAACGCGCAUUCAAGGAUUACGAGAUGGAGGCCGGCCUACUCUUCUACCAAGGACGAAUCGUGGUCCCUGACGUUGGAACUCUGAGAACGGACCUACUUCGCAUCUUCCACGACAGCCCCUUGGCAGGACACCCAGGAAGACAGCGUACCUUGGAAUUGGUAUCAAGGAACUAUUAUUGGCCCGGCAUACGCGCUGACACAUACUGGCAUGUUGACUCCUGCGAAACCUGUCAACGGAUCCGAAAGCCCAAGUACGCAACCAUACCGCCCCAACCAUUAGAACUCCCCUCACGCCCAUGGCAACAUGUGUCGUACGAUAUGAUAGUGGACCUGCCAAAAGACGGAAGCAAUGACUCUAUCUUAGUUAUUGUGGACAGUUUUACUAAGUACGUUAUCUUGGUAGAGUGCUCCAAGAAGCUCAAAGCCCCGGAACUGGCGGACCUAUUCCUACGACACGUAUGGAAACGUUACGGCAUGCCUGAGAAAACGAUAUCGGACCGAGGACGGGUCUUUAACAAUAGAUUCUUGAAGGCCUUGUACCAACGCCUGGGGAUAGACCCCCACUUCUCCUUGGCCUACCACCCUCAGAGCGAUGGACAGACAGAACGCGUGAACCCGACGGUCAAGCAUUUUCUGAGGGCCUACUCAGGGGUAAACCAGAAGGACUGGGUCAAAUGGCUGCCAAUGGCGGAAUUUGCCUAUAACAAUGCGGUACAUAGUGCUACAGGCAAAUCCCCAUUCAGGGCACUAUACGGAUGGGAACCAUCCUUAACCCCAAGUAACCUACCAACGGACGUCCCUGAGGCAGACGAAUUGGCAACACAGAUGGAAGCACAAUGGCGGGAAAUAGAAUCCACGCUCCAGCAAUCAAAAUUACGUAUGAUAGCCGGAGAAGCAGGAGAACCACUCGAGUUUGAAAUUGGAGAAGAGGCCUGGUUAGACGCCAAAAACGUGAAGCUGAAGACUCUGAGUCCCAAGCUAACGGAACAACGCCUAGGUCCCUUCAAAGUGACCAAGAAAAUCUCCGAUCGCGCGUAUCGCCUGGAACUCCCGCCGUCCAUGAGAAUCCACGAUGUCUUCUACGUGGGGCUCCUGUCAAAGGUCAGAAGGGACAAAAAGCGCAACUUUGAGAACCGGCCCCCACCUGUCCUAGACGUCUGUAAGGACGUCGAGGGUGCGGGCGCUUGUGGCCGUGUAUCUAUACAGUAG
Molecule: messenger RNA, 2937 nt
Organism: Rhizoctonia solani
Lineage: Eukaryota; Fungi; Basidiomycota; Agaricomycetes; Cantharellales; Ceratobasidiaceae
Product: Retrotransposable element Tf2 protein
Exons: 2
Coding region: 1-2937 (978 amino acids)
Biological process (GO): DNA integration
Molecular function (GO): nucleic acid binding
Source: RefSeq, a predicted model, not a curated record